Protopterus annectens (West African lungfish) is the source of this 5651-nucleotide messenger RNA. RefSeq names its product chimerin 2 (gene CHN2). Bases 173 to 1579 code for a protein of 468 amino acids. The transcript is spliced from 13 exons. Gene Ontology annotation, biological process: signal transduction; positive regulation of GTPase activity; regulation of small GTPase mediated signal transduction. Gene Ontology annotation, molecular function: GTPase activator activity. Lineage: Eukaryota; Metazoa; Chordata; Ceratodontiformes; Protopteridae. The record is from RefSeq and is a predicted model, not a curated record.
AGCCUGAACAAUCCUGCAGUCUGAAUGAGGCGGCUCGAGAGUAAACAAGCAUCCCUAAGGUUUCCUAUAUGAUUACAUGGGCUAGCAGAGACAUACAGCCUGUAGGGUCAGGAUAAGCUCUACCUACAUAUGAGGCAAGGAGGGAAAUAAAAUAGUUUUUAAACUACUGAGGAUGGCUACUUCCAGUAAUUCCAGCUUAUCUGGGUCUUCUGUUUCAUCUGAUGGUGAUGAAUACCAGCCACCAAUAUGGAAGUCAUACUUGUAUCAGUUACAGCAAGAGGCACCGAGGCCCAAAAGAGUUGUCAGUCCCCGGGAGGUUGAGAACAGGCCAAAAUACUAUGGAAGAGAGUUCCAUGGGAUGAUCUCUCGUGAGCAAGCUGAUGAACUUCUUGGAGGAAUGGAGGGAGCAUACCUCAUACGGGAAAGUCAGCGACAGCCUGGCAGCUAUACAUUAGCACUCAGGUUUGGUAAUCAGACAUUGAACUAUCGCCUGUUCUAUGAUGGGAAGCAUUUUGUGGGAGAGAAGAGAUUUGAGUCAAUCCAUGAUUUAGUAACAGAUGGCUUAAUAACUCUGUACAUUGAAUCCAAAGCUGCUGAAUAUAUUUCAAAAAUGACUACCAACCCUAUUUAUGAGCAGAUUGGAUAUGCUACUAUGCUGAAAGAAAAAGUUUCCAAAAGGCUCAGUAGAGCAAGACACAAUUCCAAGAAAACAGCUCUAAUGAAUGAAGAAAAUUCCUCAGUAGAAAAGAUCACCUCACUGGUCCGAAGAGCUGCUCUAAAACAGAACGAGAACUGCUACAACUAUGAAAAAGCACACAACUUCAAGGUGCACACAUUCCGAGGCCCACACUGGUGUGAAUACUGCGCUAAUUUUAUGUGGGGACUCAUUGCUCAGGGAGUCAGAUGUUCAGACUGUGGUCUAAAUGUACAUAAACAGUGUUCCAAGUUUGUGCCGAAUGACUGCCAACCAGACCUGAAGCGGAUCAAGAAGGUUUUCAGCUGUGACCUCACUACUCUGGUGAAAGCACACAAUACGCAGAGACCCAUGGUUGUGGACAUGUGUAUUCGGGAAAUUGAAUCACGAGGUUUGAAGUCAGAAGGGCUUUAUCGAGUCUCAGGGUUUUCAGAACAUAUUGAAGAUGUUAAAAUGGCCUUUGACCGAGAUGGAGACAAAGCUGAUAUCUCUGCAACCAUAUACGCAGAUAUUAACAUCAUCGCAGGGGCUCUGAAGCUGUAUUUUCGGGAUUUGCCAAUUCCAUUAAUUACCUAUGAUGCCUAUGCAAAAUGUAUAGAAGCUGCAAAAUUAUCUAAGACAGAUGAAAGACUUGAAAUGAUCCAUGAAGCACUGAGUUCACUGCCUCCUGCACAUUAUGAGACACUGAGGUAUCUGAUGACACACCUUAAAAAGGUAACACUGUGUGAAAAGGACAACUUCAUGAAUACUGAAAAUCUUGGAAUUGUUUUUGGUCCUACAUUGAUGCGGCCUCCAGAGGAGAAUACUCUAACAACACUGAAUGAUAUGCGGUACCAGAAACUAGUUGUGCAACUUCUCAUUGAAAAUGAAGACAUUUUGUUUUGAAGAAAUGAAGUAGCAUGCAUUGGCUCUGAAAUGGCUGCUUAAAAGCUGUCCAAAACAUUUCUUUAAAAGUUCAUCUGAACUUUAAAUGUCUGCGCUUUUGCAGUGAAAUGCCAAAAGGUUUUAUAAAGCACGUGGCUUAUUGACAAAUGUCUUUUAUGUGAAAUUGAAGGCUCAGAAAAGUCAAGUAGCCUUUUCUAUCUAUCUGUCUGUUUAUCUAGCUUUCUAUCUAUGAGUAUCCUACUGGUGGAUGAAGCUUGAUCGCUUGAGCUUAGACUGCCUGAGCUUCAACUAACCAGUGAUCACACUUCCCCUAUAGGAAAUCACUGUCAGUCAGUUGUGUAAGACGUAAUAAUUCCCUUUUAGGGUGAAUUCCCCCUUCUUUGAGUAAGUGCAACAUCAGAGUUAGUGUAUAUGAUUGCGGGUAUAGUUGGGCUUGCUCCCUGCAAAAAUAAAAGCAUUUUUGCAUGAGAGGUUUUCAGCGACUGCAGUUAUGGGAUUACGAUCGUUGGUGCAUUUGCUUCCCACUUGUAGUGGAAGUAUCUAUCUGUAUCUCUAUUUCUUUCUUUCUUUCUGCCUUUUUUAAUUCUCUUUCUGUCUUCUUUUCCUUCUUUUUUUCUUUCUUUAUCCGUAAGACCCUUUUUUCAAUUUGCAUUUUAGCAGGCAGAUACUACUAAGACUACUAUGUAUAGUAGACAUGGGCAAUUUUCCCAUUUUUGUGAAAUAAGAACUGCAUGUUAUGCAUUACUUUUCAAGUUAUGUCAUUUUGUUUAAUUUAUAUGUAAAAUGUACUUUUGUAAAAAUAUCUAUUUUUGUUCUGUAUAUAUGGAAUACUACUGUUGUUUCCUCCACCACCAUAUUAAAGUGCUUUUGUCAUAAAAAUCAAGAAAAACUGAAAGAAAACAAAGAAAGAUAUAAUUAUUAAAUAUAAUUAUUUUUACACUCUAUGUGAGAUUGUUUCAAAAGGUCCCGCAUGUUCCAUGUUUUAAGUAAGGAGUUGCUAACUAGGUAGAAUCAUCACAAAAAUGGCUUUUUAACGCCAGACCCUAGUUACUUAGUUAAAUAAGGAAAUUGAUUUUUGAAUAAUAAUAAUAUUCCAGCAGGCCUGGUGAUAUAAGAUUAGGGUAACUGGCUGCAGCGCCUGUAUCCAGGUCUGUAUAUGAGCCAUAUUCAGAUGGCUGCUGUAAUAAUCUAACACAAAGACCAAUUUGCUGGUUGUAACAAUAGCUCAGGAGCUGGUCUGUGACCAGCCCUAAAAAAAGUUACAAUCACUUUCAUCUGCUUCAUUUAAGGACACUGGUAGAUGUUAAUAUAGUGCAUGCCUGAAGCAGUAUAUACACAAGCAUACAAAAGCCCUAAUAAUGGAAUUUAACAGGAACACCACUUGUCCUGUUCCAUUAAUAAUUCUGUGAUGACAGUAUGCCUCGCUGGCAAGCAAUUGAUUGGGCUGUCUGAAGAGCAUUGACAUCUGAUUACCCAACCACCACCAGGUGACCCUGAGACAGGGAAAGCGAAUGAAAGAGAAAGAAAGAAGAGAGUUGUGGUGUGGAGAGGGUGAGCUGUCAGGUUUACACCAAUGACUAGGAGAAUUUUGGUGGCACUCAAAUUGUAGGGCUCACUCUAUGACUGAGUUAGGAUCAACACACAUAAAACAGACUAAGUAGAAGUAAUAAUAAUAACAGCGAUGUAUUUUCCAUUUCUAUUUUUGUAUUAUAGUUAUAAUGAAAGUGGCACAAAAAAUCUAUGCAGAAUGGCCAUGUAGAACAUAUUGUAUUUUACAGAUAGCAUUUUAAUAACUCCUGAUUUAAUAAAUGCAUUGAUCCACAAACCAGUUAACAACUUGACAUCUUUCACUGUAUGCCACAUUGAUUAAGAACAUGAUGUAUUUAGGUAUACACACUAUCUUUUCCCUAUCGUAGAUUUUUUAUGCACCUUUAGUUAUACCCACUGUUACCUUUCUUGGCCAUAGCGAAUACCAAACCUUCUUGCCGUAAGAUACCUCAUGCACUCAUGAUAGACCUUUUGAGGUCACAAUGAUGUACAUGAGGAGUAUCAAGCAUUACCUGUUAAGUAUUUUACUGCGGCACUGCUGAGCAGUGUUUUUGUCCCUGCUGAGAUGAAUUUCUGCAAGCGAUACUUGGAUACUGGCCAGUUAUCAUACAGCAAGAUGCUAAAAUGACUACAGAUUUAUGGGCAGCUUUUUGUGUCAAAAUGUUCUUAGGGAAUAGACUCAUGCUGACAUUUCCAUAUAUUUAUUAACAAAUAAUUAGAUAAGUAGUUUAUAAUGCUGUGAGAGAAAUUUCUGCAUUGAUCCUAGUGAUGUAGUAUGUCUGAUUUCUCCAGUUCUGCAGGUAAUAAGUAAUUAUAAAAUGCAUGCUGUGUAGGAGAAUAUUGUCAUCAAAACAAGCAAACAAAUGGAGUGAAACACAAAAAGGAGACAGAAAAGGCCAGAACCAAGCCCAAAUAUUAGCCUAUUAAUAAUGGUGAUGGAGAGGUUGUGCUGUUUCAGAAACAGUAUUGUUGACUGUAGGAGAUAACUUGCCUUGCAUUGUAAGGUAAGAAGGUGAGAUGUCUUGUUUGUUCAAUAAAAUGCACUCUCUGUCUAACAUGCACAUACCCUGGGGUGUCUUUUACAAGCUGUAAGAUAGCAACUUUGAAAUGGAUGUAAUGAAUGUGGAAUAACAAAGGUCUGAAAGCUCAGCAUUUUAACCUAUAUUAUUCUUAAAUAAUGCAUAGUUCUGUGAACUGAUAUUUCCAGAUGUGCAUCUGUGCUUCUCUUUUAAUUUAAUGAUGGAAUGUAUUGCACACUUGAGUUAUUUUUUGCGUAAGUGAAAUAAGGUACUCCAUAUGAUGUUCUCUACUCAUAGCUGGCCUUAGGCAUUGACAAACUAGGUGUCCGCCUAGGCGCCGCUCUAGCACGGGCACUUUUCCAGUAAUCUGGAUGGUGUAGAUAGACCAGGAUGGGGGUAGCAGGUGGUAUGGGGGGCACUGUGGAGCCCUUAUGUCUAGGGCACCAGUUGACCAAAGGCCAUCCCUGCCUGUACUGUAAUAACUGGACUUUUGUGGGUUGGGGGUCCUCAGUUUUGCCUAAUAUAUCUGGCCAUAUAGAGGGUGUUAGUAAACCUAUUACACAUUUAGGAACCAUGUGAAUGCAGAUAUAUUAUCCCAGACUAUUACAAGUCAGGAACGUGACUGCCCCCACCCCCCGGAAAUUAAAGCUAGCACUUUUUCCUUCUGCUUGAAGCUGAUGAGUUUUGUGUAUUUGUAAAACAAGAUCUAUGUUUUCAGUAUCACAGAUCUUAUAUUUUUGACAGCAACAUAAGUAUAGGUAAAUAUUUCAGUAUUGUUCAUAUGUAUAUAAAAAAUUCUUUAAGUUGCUUACUCUUUUAUCCUUACUGUUCUAUCUUUCUCAGAAAUAAAUGUCUGAGUGUCCAGAGUUGGUAAGUCGCCAUUUGGUAGCUGUGUUUUUCAAAUGCUUGCAUUUCCUUACCAAAUAUUGGCCUACAGAGACAGUAUUAAAAUAUUUUUUUAUAAAAAUGUCAUUAUUCUGUUUAUCAUUGUCUGACUUUCUGUGAGAGAAUUUGCUGAAAAAAAAAAAAAAAAAAAAAAAACAAGUGCUGCUCAUGUACUUGUAUAUCUCACUGGACACAAAGUUUAAAGAACACAUUUCUAUGUUUCCAAAUUUAAGGAAACAGCAUUGUUUUAUUGUAGUACUUAAUAAAUUGUGGUCAGCACUGUUCAAGUUGGCUUUAUCGUUAAACAACAGCUGUUUCUUUUAAGGUAUUUAUGGUACUUGUUUCCUAAUGACAUUCUUUAUAAAAUGCUGAGUUGGAGGGGUGAGGGGUAAGGUCUGUAGCUCAGCCAGGGUAAUAUCUUUGGAUAUAGUGAGCAUUGUAAAAUUAUUGGAAUGCAGGGAAUAUUUCUCAAGAUGUACAUUUCUUUUGGUGUAAGUCCAUUUUCCAUUAUUCUGGUCUGCCUGUUUUACUUUGUGAAGCAUACUGCAAAACUUGAUUUGUAACUUAUUUUAAUGUUUGAUGAGAAGCAAACAAAAAUAAAUGAUUUUUUUUUCCAAUUA